Molecule: messenger RNA, 1172 nt
Organism: Mastomys coucha (southern multimammate mouse)
Lineage: Eukaryota; Metazoa; Chordata; Mammalia; Rodentia; Muridae
Product: translation initiation factor IF-2-like
Exons: 4
Coding region: 1-879 (292 amino acids)
Source: RefSeq, a predicted model, not a curated record
AUGGCUUUUUUAACUCGUCCUCCCUUUUUGGUCGGUUUGGUGGCACCGAACCGGAGGACCAGUGAGUGCCUCGCAAGCCUGAGAGGGGCGGAGACCCUGGCCGUGGAGGAGGAGAAGCCGCCCGGCUGGCCGGCCGGGCCCGAGGCGCGGCUCGGCGCGGUGCUGCGCGCGGGUGGCGUGGGCCGGGCUGGGCCAGCGCCCCUUCCCCCGCCGCCGCCGCUACCGCCGCAGGGGCCGUGGGCGAGCGCGGCCGGUGAUCGGGCGGACGGGCGGGCUGUGCGGGUUCCCUGCGCGCCGCACUUGCGCACGGCCCCUUGCGUAACCGUCAGCGCCGGGGAUUCCCUGGAGGGGGGUCACUCUCUUCAACCAUUACACACAGCCGAUCUCCGCCGCGCCUCACAAAAUGGCGGCGCCCAUGAAUCCGGCGGCGGCCGCUCCCCGGCCCCAUUUUGUGCAAGGCGAGAGAUCUGUCAACAUGGAAUACCUCCGCCGAGGACGCAUCCAACUGGGAAGCCCGCGUCCGGGGACGGAGUCCGCGGGGACGAUGUCGGCGACUGCCCGGCGCUCUCCUGGCUUCUCCGAGCCGGAGCCUCGGAGGCCGCGCGCGACGGGAAGGGGAGCCGGAGGCGGAGGCGGGCCGCUCCGGGGACUCGCGGCGGGGUGACAGCGGGCCGGGAUCGGGAGGGACGAGCACCGGGGGGCCCGCGGAGGCUUCAGCGCCGGGGAUGCAGAGUCGCGAUACCCGCAGUGGCGGACCCGGCGACCCGGCGGACAUGCUCUGCAGCCGCGGGCGCCGUGGGGACGGAGGCGGCUCGAGCCCUGACAUUUAAGACGUCGUCGGAGCAGAACCUGGGACUGAACUGUUUCCUGCAUGUUUAGAAGACUGUCGUUGUGAAUAUCCUGGGCUUGAAGAUAGACACACACCCAGUGGCCGAGGAAUCUGGGACGCCUUCCAUACAGCAACCGUACCUCCCGAGUACCUGGGACUACUGGCGUGCGCCACCACCGCCUGGCUCAUAAUAAUCCUCUCUCUAGUAGAAUCUAGAAGCCUCCAGCUUUUGCAGGUUAAAUAAUUUUCCUGGUCCCAAUCAGCAUCAGCUACGUGGCAAAGCAUAAUAGGCUGCGGGAAUUCAUGCCAGCUUGCAUCACAAACUGGAGGCACUCAGCUUUUC